Aspergillus japonicus CBS 114.51 is the source of this 795-nucleotide messenger RNA. RefSeq names its product glycosyltransferase family 32 protein. Gene Ontology annotation, molecular function: alpha-1,6-mannosyltransferase activity. Gene Ontology annotation, cellular component: mannan polymerase complex. Lineage: Eukaryota; Fungi; Ascomycota; Eurotiomycetes; Eurotiales; Aspergillaceae. The annotation marks the transcript as partial. The transcript has a single exon. The record is from RefSeq and is a predicted model, not a curated record. Gene Ontology annotation, biological process: protein N-linked glycosylation.
UCAACUCCAACCGCCUUUCCUCUGAAGCUGUGGCAAAAGUCGGGGCCCAAAGGCGUUUCUCCGGACAUCCAGAGCUAUAUCCAAUCGUGGCAUGCGCUCAACCCGUCCCUCCGCCACGAGAUCCUUUCCGACGACAGUGCCCUCGCUUACGUCGAAGAGACCUUCCGAGACGAGUGGCCCGAGGUGGCAGAUCUCUACCAGCAGAUCCAGGUCCCGAUCAUCCGCGCCGAUCUCCUUCGCUUGUUGAUUCUCUAUGCCGAUGGGGGCAUCUGGAGCGACUUGGAUGUCACUUGCGAAGCACCUAUCGCGGAGUGGAUCCCCGACGUAUUUGUCAAGGAUGAUGGCAACAUCUGGGUGAAGGAGCAGGUCAACGUGGUAGUCGGACUGGAAUUUGACGGAUGGCAGUUCGCCAGUUGGACAAUGAUGGCCAAACCCAGGCUGAAUCACUUUGAGGCGGCGAUCGAGUAUGUGAUGCACCAAAUGGAGGGGAUCGCACAAUCGCACAAUGUGUCGCUCUCUGGGGUGACGAUGGAAAUGAUUCCCGACGUUGUGGACGCGAGUGGUCCGCAGGCCAUCACCGUGGCGCUACUCCGGAGUCUCUCGCAUACGCUGCGCGAGACGGUGGACCGGUCAAAUAUCACCAACUUGCAUGAGCCGAGGCUGCUUGGGGACGUGCUGGUUUUGCCGCAGGCGGCAUAUGCAGCACUGCAGGGCGGGUACCCCGAGGACCAGGGACCCUACCUGGUCUCGCAUCAUUAUGCGGGUUCUUGGAAGAAUGUCCAGGGAGGUGAACAA